AUCAAAUGGGAGAGGGGAUUUAAAAAAGAAUAUUUUUUCUUUUUUUUAGUUUAUUCAUUUGUUCCGGAGCUUUCUCUCACUGUUUCGCCCUUUUCUUCAUCGUCUCCCCCUCGCUCGCACCUUCGUCUGCCGUGCGUGCAGACUCCUAGGGUUUUGCUCCCUCGCAGAAGUUCAAACUUCCGGCAAAAUUUCCGGCAGGAAUGUACAACGGGAUCGGGCUACAGACAGCCAGGGGCUCCGGGACGAACGGCUACGUCCAGGCAAAUAAAUUCUUCGUGAGACCGAAGACCAACAAGGUUGUCGUGGAUGCUGGAGGCAAGGGAUUUGGGGAGAAUCAGGGGAUUGCUGGCGUGACCCGCAAGCCCAACAAGGAGAUCCUGGAGCAUAAUCGCAAACGUCAAAUCCAGCUAAAGCUCCUACUUCUGGAGGAGACGCUCUCCGAGCAGGGCUACACGGAUGCUGAGAUCUCCGAGAAAUUGGAACAAACUAGGCAGACUUUAGAGGCGAUUGAUUCCGCAUCCGGUGCUGUCGGAUCAUCUGCAAAGGUCUCUGAAACGCAAACACAUGAAAUUGCUGCUCAGAAGGAAAAGCAGAUGGAGAUAUUGAAAGACGCGCUUAAGAUAGGUGUUGAGGAUAGACACAAAAGGGAGCCUGAUCUUCGUGCUUUAGACACUGGAUUGAAUGAUGAUGAAGACAACAAGUCAAGAAGACAUAAGCUUUAUGAAGGAAAAAAUAAAGGAAAGGGAAAAGAUGAGACUAAGCAUCAUAAAAAGAAAACAAAGAAGGAAGACCCUGAAGAUUCCACUGAUAGUUAUAGUGACGCAGAUAGCGCUGAACAGGUCAAGAAACAUAAAAAGAGCAGGAAAGGCCAUGGCGAGACUGACUCUGAUGGUUCAGAUAUUGGAUAUAAGAAGAGGUCCAAGAAAUCAGGAAGGACUGAAGAUUCCACUGAUAGUGACAGCAGUGGAGGGAGAAUUGUUAGGUUGAAGAAAAAGAGUAAGAGCAAGAAAGAUCAUAAAGAGAGUGAUUCUGAUGAUUCUGAUAUUGAGUAUAAGAGGAGGUCAAAGAAAUCAACCAGGAAGCAUGGAAAAGGCAGGAGGUAUUCUGAGUCUGAACACAGUUCUCGUUCUUCCCCAGAGUCUUAUUAUGCGAAUCGUAAUGGUGAUCAAGAUAACAUAAACCGUGGUAGGAAUGAAUUACAGUGUGAGAGUCGGGGAAGUGAUCGGGAUUUUUCAAGGUAUGGACAGGAUAGAAGAGAAAACAUGAAGGAUGAUGAGAAACAGACAGGGAAACACAUAAGAGACAAUGGGGAAAAAUUGAAAGAGAAGCCUGGAAGGGACCACGGUAAACUUGGUAGGGGGCAUGAAGAGGAGAUCCGUAACAUUCGGCGUGAGGGGGAUAGAGAACUUGAAUCUUCCAAGAGAGAAAGAUAUGAUGAUUCACGCUCUACUUACAAAAAGGACGAUUUUUCUAGAUAUGAACAGGACAGAAGAGAAAGCGUGAAGGAUGAUGAGAGACAGUCUAGGACCCAUAAAAGAGAUGAUGGGGAAAAAAUGAAAGAGAAGAAUAAAAGGGACCGUGGACAGCUUGGUAGAGAGUAUCAAGAGGAAAGUGAUAGCAAACGGCACGAGGAAGAAAAAGAAUAUGGAUCAACCAAGAGAGCAAGAAAUGAUGACUUGCGCCCUACUGGUGAGAAGGGCCUUUCUAGGUAUGGACAGGAUAAACAAUUAAACAUGAAGGGUGAUGAUAGACAGUCAAGGAAACACAAAAGAGAUUAUGAUGAUGAGGAGCUAGGCAGGGAUUAUGAAGGGGAGAGUGGUAGGAAACGGCAUAAGGAAGAUAGACAAUAUGAAUCUACCAAGAGAGCAAGAAAUGAUGAUUUACGCUCUACUGGUGACAAGGACCUUUUUAGGUAUGGGCAAGAUAGAAAAGAAAAUAUGAAGGAUGAUGAUAGAAAGUCAAGGAAACAGAAAAGAGACGAUGAUGAGGAAAACAGGAAAGGGAAGAUUGAAAAUGUUGUAGACCAUGGAAAGCAUGGGAGGGAAUACGGUGAGGAUAGUGGUAGCACAAGACGUAAGGACGAUAGAGAUUAUGAGUCUUCCAAGAGAAGAAAAUUUGACGAUUCGCGCUCUUCUGGAAGAAGAAUCUACGAUGAUGACCGGAGGUCAAAGCAUUGAAGAUGGCAUGUAUCUCAUCUUAGGAGGUGAGCACUGUUCAUGUGUCACAAAUGUCACCCAGAGAUUAAUGGCUACUGGCAGCAAAGCAUUCUAAGGUGUGUGACCUUUGUGUGUUACCUCUAAAUUUCCUCUUCUUGAUGACUUGUUGCCCAUGCAUGAGAGAGAUGGUGCUACCCAUUAUCACUCCCUCUUAUCAGAUAAUUACUUUUCUCUUGUGUUUUUUUUGGACAUAAUGAAUCUUGAUUGGGGUACUUUGUGUUUGUGUAUUAAUCGAAUGAACAAGUGUGUUUUUCGUAUGUGAUUAAACUGUGAUACUUUUC
Messenger RNA from Cuscuta campestris, 2497 nucleotides. The record is from the annotation of a GenBank genome assembly. Lineage: Eukaryota; Viridiplantae; Streptophyta; Magnoliopsida; Solanales; Convolvulaceae.